ACUGUGGGAAGCCUGUAUGUGGUCUGGCCUGAGGAGCCCAGGGCUCUAAGGGGCUCCCUCUCAGGGACUGGGGCAGGUGGCACCCAGGACCCUCUAGCUGAGAUGGACAACCUGAAAGAUCUGAACACCACAGCAGAGGAAGUGCUGGGGAAACUGAAGAGCCACCAAUUGUUCCAGUGCAAGUGGGACAUCGCUGCCUUCAUUAUCUUCCUCAUCUUCCUGAGCACUGUGUUGUUCCUGCUGCUGCUUGUUUGGCUCCACUGCUGCUGCUGCCGCCACCCCUGCUCCUCUAGAUCCCAGAAGGCGAGUGCCAAGCAGGAGAACUCUGUGGGAGUGAGUAACUUGACUCUGGAACCUUAA
This is a messenger RNA of Miniopterus natalensis, 360 nucleotides long. Lineage: Eukaryota; Metazoa; Chordata; Mammalia; Chiroptera; Miniopteridae. The record is from RefSeq and is a predicted model, not a curated record.